Messenger RNA from Penaeus chinensis, 1116 nucleotides. RefSeq names its product ankyrin-3-like. The coding region runs from base 214 to 1080 and encodes 288 amino acids. Lineage: Eukaryota; Metazoa; Arthropoda; Malacostraca; Decapoda; Penaeidae. The transcript has 7 exons. Gene Ontology annotation, molecular function: protein binding. The record is from RefSeq and is a predicted model, not a curated record.
UGUAGGACCGAGCUAUUAAAUCGGGAGACGUAGCCAAAUAUAGAGAAAGUGCUAGACAAGGGAGCAUCUCCUGACGGCGACAAGAACGCCGGAAAGAAGCCCAUCCACUUUGCCGUGGAAACCGGCUUAGCACAGAUCACGGCGCUGCUGUGUGAGAGGGGUGCCAACCCCAAUGUGGCGAAUCCUGAAGACCACGGGAGAAGUCCACUGCAUAUGGCUGUCGUGAGAGGUUUUACUAGUGUCGUGAAAUACUUGCUUGAAAGGAACGCCGACCCCAAUCUCGUAGACAAUGCAGGGGAAACGCCACUGAUCACUGCAGUACAAAAGAAUGAAAUGUCAUCUGUAGGUCUCCUUCUGAAAUUCGGGGCUGAUGUUCAUAAAAGAGAUGCAAACCACAACACAGCGCUUCUUAUUGCAUUGGGAAAAAAUCAUGCAGAGAUCGUCCAAAUGCUACUGAAGGAGGGAGCCUCAGUUAUGAAUAUAACUCUGACAGGCGACAUUACGAUUCACGUGGCUGCAAGAAAAUGUUCCACGUGGAUCCUUGAGAUGCUGAGAGAGAAGGGAUGUGAUAUAGAGAAGAGCAACAGAGUCGGCUCGCUCCCGCUGCAUCUGGCUGCGGAGUCUGGCAACCUGGAGGCUGUCAAGUGGUUCCUGCUCAACGGCGCGAAACACGACGAGCGGGAUGCAGCUGGGAAGACGGCAGCGGACAGAGCGGCAGACGCGAGGCAGAAACACGUUGUGGAUUGGCUUAAUGACCUCAAGGUAAUUAACGAUCUGACUCCAAGUACAAACCAAAGGGCUGAAAUCAAAGCACACGCCGAGAAGGGGCGUCAAGCUCACCUAGGCAGCAACAUCGGUUUCGAAAGCUUCGAAAGCUCACCCAGCGUUCAGACACAAGACGGCCAGCGAUCCGGCACCAAAGGCGGUCGAGUGGAGCACAGCACCUUGGGAGAUCUGGCCAAGGUGUGUGGUUACGGACACAGCUUUGUCUUCUUAAAGAACAAAGAAAAAUGGGAACUAAUACAACUACUAAUAAUAAUCGUAAAAUUAACAAUUAUAGGAAGAAUAAGAAUAAUAUGAUGGUAAUGAAAAUUAUGAUAGUAAUGAUGAACAAAA